AUGGCGUCACUAACAAUCCAGAAAAUUUCAAAGGAACUCAAGACCAACACAAUAAAACCCCUUCACUCAUCUCUCUAUCUAUCUAGCUACCAAAUCCCGGAAAUGGCCUCGAAAACGGCCGGCUUGUUUUGCGUAGUCUUUUCCCUCUUGAUCUUUGUGUUGCUAUCUCAAAAAACUCUUGCAAAACCUACUGAUCACCAUGAUCAUAAGCAUGACUCCUUCGAGUUCAUUCAAUACUUGGAGGGAUGCCACAAAGGUCAAAACGUCAGUGGGUUGCAAGAGCUCAAAAAAUACCUCACCAAAUUCGGCUACUUGAAUUAUGAUCACUCAAAACAUGCUGAUGAUGACGAGUUUGAUGACCUUCUAGAGUCUGCCAUCAAGUCAUACCAGAAAAGCUACCAUUUAAAAGUCACCGGAAGCUUAGACACUACCACGGCAAAACAAAUGAUGGUGCCCAGAUGUGGUGUGCCAGAUGUUGUCAACGGCACGCGAAAGGGAAGCAAAAAGCACAACCGCAAACUCAAGUCCAUCCAUGGAGUUUCUCAUUAUGAGUUCUUCUUCCCUGGACCUCGAAGAUGGCCAUCUACACAAACCCAUCUGAGAUAUCGCUUUGCUUCGAGUGCAAGGCAAGUCCCCGGCACAGAGAAUGUAAGGUCUAUAUGUGCACAAGCAUUUCAGAGAUGGGCACAAGUGACCACUUUUACAUUUGAGGAAGUUCCUUCUACUUCAGCGGCUGACAUUACCAUUGGCUUCCACCGUGGCAACCAUGGAGAUGGGUCCUCAUUUGACGGCUUCAAAGGGACUUACGCGCAUGCGAAUCCGCCUAAAGGUGGAAACUUCCAUUUUGAUGCAGAUGAGACAUGGAGUGCCAAUCCAGGGCCGAAUGAGAUAGACUUGGAAUCCGUUGCUGUACACGAAAUAGGCCAUCUUCUGGGGCUUAAUCACAAUCCUGAUCUCCCCGAUGCAAUCAUGUAUCCCUACUUUGAAUAUGGGAUGGUGAAACGUGAUCUGAAUAGGGAUGACAUUGAUGGUAUACGUACUUUGUAUGGUUUACAGUAGCAAGCACAUCAUAGAUUGUUAUUACUACAUUGAUAAGAAGAUGGAGUGAGGUGACUGCAAGUCCCUAUAUAUAAAGAAAAUAAAUGAUUUUUGGUACAAGAUAUAUACAUUUUUGCAUUGAUGAAGAUGUAAAAUUUUUUAACCUUUUUUAUUUUUGGUUGCAGAUGUUAUAAUAAAAGUGCUUAUAAGUCUUUAUGGUA
Messenger RNA from Pyrus x bretschneideri (Chinese white pear), 1259 nucleotides. Its product is annotated as metalloendoproteinase 2-MMP-like. Gene Ontology annotation, cellular component: extracellular matrix. The coding region runs from base 1 to 1059 and encodes 352 amino acids. NCBI's taxonomy places the organism in Eukaryota, Viridiplantae, Streptophyta, Magnoliopsida, Rosales, Rosaceae. The transcript is spliced from 2 exons. Gene Ontology annotation, biological process: extracellular matrix organization; collagen catabolic process; proteolysis. Gene Ontology annotation, molecular function: metalloendopeptidase activity; zinc ion binding. The record is from RefSeq and is a predicted model, not a curated record.